This is a messenger RNA of Pleuronectes platessa (European plaice), 1276 nucleotides long. RefSeq lists its product as uncharacterized. NCBI's taxonomy places the organism in Eukaryota, Metazoa, Chordata, Actinopteri, Pleuronectiformes, Pleuronectidae. Gene Ontology annotation, molecular function: DNA binding. The record is from RefSeq and is a predicted model, not a curated record. The transcript is spliced from 7 exons. Bases 276 to 968 code for a protein of 230 amino acids.
GUGAUUGGACAGAAAGCACCGGCGCGUGAUGUGGACAGAAAUCUAGAUAAACAGGUGGAGGUUUAUGUAAAUAACAAGAGGAGUGAAAGUGUUUGUUCAGCUUCCUGUGCCAUAAUGUGUGGAGGGUAGACGGAGGAAACACUGGAUUUAACACGAGCAGACGUGUUGCCCCUUCACGCCGGUAGGAGCUGUCAUUCACAGGAGGGUCUCAGCUCAUUCAGCUCGGCCCCCCAUCCUCCUGACGCGCGUGGCCGUGUGUCGUGAGCGCGCUCACCAUGCCCCAGAUGUCGACCGCCACAGUGCUGCAGAUCGCGCUCUUGCUUUCCGCCGUGCCCGCGCAAUACCUCAUCUCCCAGUGGAGCGGCUCGUCUGCGGUGCAGCGCUACCACGCCACUACGCGGUUGCUUAGGAUUUGGAAAGAGUGGAGAGGCUCGUACCUCAAUGGCACUGAGUGGAUGGACUGGGCAAACCAACACAUGUCUUAUGUCAUGUCUCUGGUUGGUUUGGAACAGGAGGAAACAAGUGCCCCGCCUCCAGUAGAGAGUCUGCUUUAUGGCAACGACCAGGGCUUCUUUGGAGCAUCCACGACAGUGCGCAGCCCCCGGCCUCCGUUUGUGUUUCUACGAGUGGGCGAGGUGGUGAUGGAGAGGAAGGGUCACAUGGUCGGGGUGGUGGUGAGCUGGGACCCUGAACUGCGAGCCCCUGCAGAGUGGAUCAAGAGGAUGUAUUCUGGUCUUGAGGGCAUCACAGCAGAGAGGACACCCCAUUACAAGGUACUGUUCAGCGGACCUGGACCCACCUCUCUGCUAAUUGCAUAUUUGCCUCAGACACAACUGGAGCGUAUCACUGGGAUGAAGCCGGACGUCCCCACCUUGGAGAAUUAUUUCACAGAUUUUGAUGGUGAGCGGUUCAUCAUGCAGCCCUGGCUUAGAGAGCUCUUCCCUGAAGACGAGGUCAGCGAUGUCUGACUGCUUGCUCUCAAAGAUCUGAUCCAUCCAGCUGAGGCUUUCAUUUCCUUCCUUCUGAGGCCAAUCACAGAGGUUGUGUUCAGGUGUUAUGAUCAAAUGUAGAAUUUAAAUCUCUUUCGUUGGUUUUGAAAAUACAUAAUUGAAUGUUUGGCGUGUUAAAGGUAAAAGAUACUGGUGAUAAAUACUUGAGAUGUGACCAAUUAUUUAGAAAAUCAGCUGUAUAUAUAUUUUUUCCAAUGUACAUGACAGUGUUGACUACUGCACCUUGAAUCUACUGCAACUAUGCAAUAAAAAGUGUUAAAGUGUGA